AUGGACUGGAAAAGUACACGCUGGGUUCAAUACACUGAAAAAUAUAUUUCGUUCAGUAUCAGAUUUAUAGAUUUGCAAGGAUCUAGGCUUGAUAUGCUGCUGGUAACCCCCGGCUUUCCAAAUUCACUGCCAGUGAGACUAGGAAUUUGA
Aspergillus niger is the source of this 150-nucleotide messenger RNA. RefSeq lists its product as hypothetical. The transcript is spliced from 2 exons. Bases 1 to 150 code for a protein of 49 amino acids. Lineage: Eukaryota; Fungi; Ascomycota; Eurotiomycetes; Eurotiales; Aspergillaceae. The record is from RefSeq and is a predicted model, not a curated record.